Messenger RNA from Paramacrobiotus metropolitanus, 785 nucleotides. RefSeq lists its product as uncharacterized. The transcript has 3 exons. Bases 75 to 581 code for a protein of 168 amino acids. The record is from RefSeq and is a predicted model, not a curated record. Lineage: Eukaryota; Metazoa; Tardigrada; Eutardigrada; Parachela; Macrobiotidae.
GCGGUGCUGUGGUAGCUGGAUGGGCAUUGCACAAAUGGUUAUUCAGCGAACGACCCGUGAGAUUGUUUUGGGAUAUGGAAAACGCAAGGUGUAUGAUUCCGAAACAUGCGACUUUCGAGAAAUGUGUGGGACAUCUACGUAACAUUGCUUCAUCGUACGGCAUUGAUUUACAUCAACAAUAUAGUAUUAAAAUCAUCUGUGGAGGGUUUGACGGCAAUAGCCGUUGCUCGCAAUAUAAGUGCAUUCAAGCUGCUAAAGUAUGCAAUCCCGAAACGCUAGAAACCUGGAAAGCCGGCAGUACAGUGUCUACUAGAAUCGAAGGUGUCAUGAUUCAGUGUUGCUGGGAUGGAUUACCCUACACAAAGGACAAGGCAGACAACAUCAUUCUGGAGCACCUGAAGGAUGUGUUCAAGUCCAGCGCGUCCGAUACGAAAGUCGUAGUCGUAACAGUUGAUUAUCGGUUGCGUCGGCUAGUUGGCACGGCUCCUAUAAGUCCAUCCGAUCAGAAUGUUGUUCUGCAUCCAACUAAUGAGUCCCAAGACGGAGUUUGGCCGGACGAGUUCUAUCAGCGGUCUUCGUGAAACUUGCAUUAAGACACGUGGAUGCUAAGUUAACAGCAACUGCUAACUGCUCCACUGUAACUCCGGUUGUUGCUUAUUUAUUUAUUUAUCCGAUCAGUUUAUGGUUAGGUAGUUGUUACUAUUCAUUUCGAUUUGAUCGUUUUUAUUUGCUGCUUGAAACAGCCUCGGCUUCGCCUCCGCGUGCCUCCGUUCUUAAAUAAUAUC